CUCUCCGUCCGCCACCCCUGUUACCCACCAAGGCCCAGCCCCUCGUCACUCAUUCCCCGCAAUGGCGGCGCCCGAGCCGCGGCGGCUGCGCCUGCGCCUGCUGCCCCUCCUCGCCGCGGCCGUGGCGUGCUCCCUGCUGCGCGCGUGCGGCGCCGCCGGGGCGACCACCGGCACGCUCGGCCUCCGCCACAAGCCGCCGAGGCAGCAGCACAACAGCACGCGGCACGCCGGCGGCGGGCGCCCCUGGGGCCGCGCUGGCGCAGCAGGCGGGACCGGCACGGGCAUGGCGUCGUGCAACCUGUUCCAGGGCAGCUGGGUUUACGACGACUCGCUGCCGAUGUACGACGCGGCGGGGUGCCCCUUCGUGGAGCCGGAGUUCGACUGCCAGAGGUACGGCCGCCCCGACAAGCAGUACCUCAAGUACCGGUGGCGCCCGGCCUCCUGCGAGCUCCCGAGGUUCAACGGGCAGGACCUCCUGAGCCGAUGGAAGGGGAAGAAGGUGCUGUUCGUGGGGGACUCCAUCAGCCUGAACCAGUGGGAGUCGCUGGCGUGCAUGCUGCGCGCGGCGGCGCCGGCCUCCAAGGUCGCCUACACCAGGGGCAACCCCGUCUCCACCGUCACGUUCCAGGACUACGGGGUGUCGGUGGCCUACUACCGGAGCACCUACCUCGUGGACAUCGUCGAGGAGCCCGUCGGCCGGGUGCUCAAGCUCGACUCCAUCACCGCCGGCGGCGCGUGGCUCGGCGCCGACGUCCUCGUCUUCAACACGUGGCACUGGUGGACGCACACCGGCAGGGACCAGCCGUGGGACUACGUGCAAGACGGAGGGCAGGUGAUGAAGGACAUGGACCGGCUCACGGCCUUCUCCAAGGGGAUGUCCACGUGGGCCAGGUGGGUCGACUCCAACGUCGACACAUCCAGGACCAAGGUCUACUUCCAGGGCAUCUCUCCGACCCACUACAACGGAGCCGACUGGGGCGAGGGCUCGCGGAGCUGCGCGCAGCAGACGCAGCCGGUGGCCGGGUCGGCGUACCCGGCGGGCCCCGUGCCGGCGCAGGCGGCGGUGAGGGCGGCGCUCGGCGGCAUGUCGAAGCCGGUGUACCUGCUCGACGUGACGCUGCUGUCGCAGCUCAGGCGGGACGGGCACCCGUCGGCCUACAGCGGCGGCCACCCGGGCAACGACUGCAGCCACUGGUGCCUCGCCGGCGUGCCCGACGCGUGGAACCAGAUCCUCUACGCGUCGCUCCUCGCAUAGGACCACCCCGGGGGGGAACACAGAAAGGCACAUACUAUACCGGCUGAUCCAAUUGGUGGCGCAAGCUAUAGCCAUUUCCCAUUUUCUUUUGGUGGCAUUGGUGUUUCAUAGUCUUUGUUUGGGGAGUAUUUAAAUUGGCGAUUCAGUUGCUGUUCAGCUUCAAAAUGUACUACAGAAGGUGGAUUUUCUUUGCUCUUCGAUAGGAGAAUACUACUGAAUAUGAGAUGUCUGAUGGCAGCAAGUGUGGUCACGACUUACGAACAGGCAAUCCGCUGAAAGUGACGGGUUAUGUUCA
Messenger RNA from Panicum virgatum (switchgrass), 1550 nucleotides. RefSeq names its product protein trichome birefringence-like 38. Bases 62 to 1255 code for a protein of 397 amino acids. Lineage: Eukaryota; Viridiplantae; Streptophyta; Magnoliopsida; Poales; Poaceae. The transcript has 5 exons. Gene Ontology annotation, cellular component: Golgi apparatus. The record is from RefSeq and is a predicted model, not a curated record. Gene Ontology annotation, molecular function: O-acetyltransferase activity.